Gongylonema pulchrum is the source of this 657-nucleotide messenger RNA. The record is from the annotation of a GenBank genome assembly. NCBI's taxonomy places the organism in Eukaryota, Metazoa, Nematoda, Chromadorea, Rhabditida, Gongylonematidae.
AUGCUAGCUGCUGGUGUAAUCGAACGAAAAAUACAAAGUAACGAUGAGCUGUUGAAUGAGAAAUGCGCUUCCUAUCUCGAUGAGGUGAUUGCCCAGCGUAGGAAUUGGGCUGUGCAAGCAAGUGCACUGCUACAGCGAUCUGAGCUCGAGUGGACUCGGAUGCGUCGAGCGGAACGAGCCUGCAUGCAAAUGGAAGCACUGUCGAAGCUAGUAAACGGUGUCGAAAUAAAGAAAAUUGAUAAAAAUGCCAUGAAGGGACGUUUGAAACUACUGCUGGCAAGUGGACUAAAGCCGUACUGGUAUGUGGAUACAGUUUAUGCCGGAAUCCUGCGUUCGCUAGGAUGCAUUGCUCUGGAAAAAGCUGAGCAUUUGGUGCGGGAACUGAUUGAGAAGAAUCCGGACGAACCAACAUACUGGUGUCUUCUAGGUGAUAUACUUCAGCAACCAGAGGCGUACGAGAAAGCUAUUCAGGUUUCAAAUGGCCGUUCGUUCCGUGCUUAUCGCUCACUGGGUAUGCUGAUGCUUCGGCGCGGCCACUACGAUGUUUCGUUCGAGCACCUGAAACGCAGUCUUGAGCUCCAACCAAUUAAUGUAAGUUUUGACUUUGCAACUUUUCUUCCCCAACUUUUAAAGGAAUCGUUGUGUUCAAUUUCGUGA